Messenger RNA from Kickxella alabastrina, 1772 nucleotides. RefSeq names its product cyclophilin-like domain-containing protein. The coding region runs from base 45 to 1439 and encodes 464 amino acids. NCBI's taxonomy places the organism in Eukaryota, Fungi, Kickxellomycota, Kickxellomycetes, Kickxellales, Kickxellaceae. Gene Ontology annotation, cellular component: catalytic step 2 spliceosome. Gene Ontology annotation, molecular function: peptidyl-prolyl cis-trans isomerase activity; ubiquitin-ubiquitin ligase activity. The record is from RefSeq and is a predicted model, not a curated record. Gene Ontology annotation, biological process: protein peptidyl-prolyl isomerization; protein polyubiquitination. The transcript has 2 exons.
CCACGCACUCGCCAUUACUUUCAUAAAUAUUUUUUAGUUCAACAAUGGGCCGCUGGACUGACAAGCCGUUUAUCUCGCAAGGCGAAUGGUCAAACUCGCACGGUGACGAGGGAAUGGCUUUUGGAGGCAAAAAUAGUAACCUCCGGGGCAAAAAAGAGACCACUCAGCAGCUGCCAUUCGACUGCUGCGCCCUGUCCUUAAAGCCAUUCGCCAACCCCGUCUGCACUCCUGAUGGCUACGUGUUUGACUUUGAAAACAUUACAAGUUAUAUCAAAGACCACAGCAAGCACCCAUUUACUGGCGAGCCACUAAAGGAGGGCGACCUGACCCAGCUGCAUUACCACAAAAACGCUGACGGGGACUAUAUCGACCCAGUAUCGUUCAAGCAGCUGUCUGGUUUUACCAAAAUUGUGGCGAACCGGAAAAGUGGACAUGUCUAUUCCUGGCCGUCUGUCGAAGAGUUCAAUAUAAAGCCCAGUUCGUGGACAGACCUGGUUACUAGCGAGCCAUUCGCGCACGUGGAUAUCGUUGUGCUGCAGGAUCCGAGCACACCCAAGAAAGCCAGCAAAGCAUUAGCCGAUACCGGCAGUGCCUUAAAGGUGGUUGCCCAGGCAAAGACAAAGGACGCACAUCAGAAGGAUGUCAGCAGCAACAGUAGCGAGGACAAAGCCAACCAACCGUAUAAUGCCGCUAGCUAUUCAAAGGGCCUAACCGCAGCUUCAUUCACCUCAACGUCAAUGGUGCCUGUAACCAACAAUGAAUCCCAAAUAGUCGACUCAGAGGAGUACAUGUUUGGACGGAUAAAGGACAAAGGGUACGCGCGCAUAGUGACGAACCUCGGGGACAUCAACCUGGAGCUGCACUGUGAUAAGGCACCCCGCACCUGCUACAAUUUUAUUAAACUGGCCACCAUCGGCUACUACAAGGGGAUAAAGUUCCACCGGUCCAUCAAAAAUUUUAUGAUCCAAGGUGGCGAUCCCACGGGCACCGGGUGCGGCGGAAAGUCAUACUGGGGCAACGACUUUUCCGACGAGAUUUCCAAAAAGCUAUCCCACUCAGAGCGCGGCACCCUUGCCAUGGCCAAUCGUGGCCCGGGGACCAAUGGCUCCCAGUUUUUUAUACUAUACCGGGCGGCCAAACACCUGGAUGGCAAGCACACGGUAUUUGGCAGGGUCGUCGGCGGUCUGCCCGUGCUGAGCAAAAUGGAGGCUGUGCCGACAGACGACGACGACCACCCGGCCUCAGAUAUAGUCAUAAAGGACAUUGUUGUGUUUGUAGACCCGUAUUCCGAGUUCAACAAGCGGCUAGAGCGCAAGCUCGACCAUGAUAGAGAUGUGCAGGACCUUGCUUCUGGGAAACGCCGCCGCACGGCUGCCGAGGAGGAGCAGAGGGACCGUGAAACGACCACGAUUUAUAGUGCACAACCGGGCGGAUUAUAAGCGGCGCCUUGCGGGAGGCCAAGCGGCGCUGCAGAAUCUUAUCCUCGGCCUCUUGCUGCUGAAAUGUAUUUAGUUUUUCAAUAUUCUCAAUCUCCGUCUGCUUUGCCUCCUCCAGCAGCUGCUCCUGCGUGAGGUUAUUGUGUAUCACCGAGGAAUCUUCAGAUCCGUCUGUGUAUCUGUGUCUUUUACGCCCGCGCUUUAUUUCGGCUAAAAACUCGCGCUCCUGCACCAGGGCCUCCGACUCCAAAGUCUUGCGUAAAACUGAUGAACGACUGGAAAACCUCACAGCCUGUUCCAGCAUUUUGUGGCGCUUCAACCCCCUAGUCUCCGCCG